AAAUACUUUAGCAAUUUAUACUAUUGUAGACAUGUUUUUUAGAUAUAAAACCACAAUUCUUUUUUGCGUAGCCAGUGGCAGUGGAGAUGGUGCGGCUGGUGCCGGUGCUGUAGUUGCGUCAGUUGGACGAGGUUCAGCCCGCGGGAAAAGAAUCUUAUCCGCAGAUAUAAUUACAAAGCCGAGCCACGUAGAUAACAAAAAAGGUGUAUCUGGCAUUCGCAAAGUGCUCCAAGUGAAUUAUUUCAAAUUACUGAAGGAGACUGAUUGGGCCCUUUAUCAAUAUCACGUCGAUUUUGCGCCCGAAGAAGAUCACACAGGUGUGCGUAAAGCUUUACUCAGAGUGCAUCAAAAGACUCUCGGUGCAUAUAUCUUUGACGGCACUCUACUGUACACAAGUCACCGAAUGUCCGACCGAAUGGUAUUUACCUCAAUCAGACAAUCAAAUAACCAGCCUGUUACGAUUACCGUACGUCUUGUUGGUGAUAUGCUAGUAGGAGAUGCUCAUUAUAUCCAGUUCUUUAACAUAAUCAUGAGAAAAUGUUACGAGCAACUAAAUCUACAAUUAGUCGGUCGCAAUUAUUUCGAUCCUGCGAACAAGGUCGUCUUGCCGGAAUUUAAAUUGGAAUUGUGGCCAGGAUACGUAUCAUCUAUUCGUCAACAUGAACGAGAUAUCUUAAUGUGUGUCGAGAUAACGAGUAAAGUUAUGCGAUUGGAAACAAUGCUAGACAUCUUAAAUCAGUGUUGGAGGGUCGACGAACGCAGAUACAAAGAAAAUUUCGCUAAAGCUGUGAUCAAUACGGUAGUUCUUACUGAUUAUAACAACAAUACAUACCGUAUUGAAGACGUAGAUUUUUUGACUACUCCUAGCAACGAAUUUGAGUUUAAAGGCAAUAAAAUAACAUACGUAGAUUAUUAUAAAAAUAAAUACGAUAUCAGGAUUAGUAAUCUUAAACAGCCAAUGCUUGUGUCGAGAUCCAAAACGAGAGAUCGACAAGCUGCAGAGCCGGCCCAGAACCUCGUUUAUUUAGUGCCCGAAUUAUGUCGUGCAACAGGUUUAACCGACGAUAUGAGGGAAAAUUUCAGACUCAUGAAGGGUUUGGCUGAAGAGACGCGUGUCGAUCCUGGAAAGCGUAUGAAUAGAUUAAUCAGAUUUAAUAGAAGACUUCAUGAAGUACCUGCUAUUAGGCAAGAAUUAGCCCAAUGGAACCUGCAGCUAGAUAAUAAGCUGCUUGAUAUUCCCGCGCGCGAGCUAGCUGCUGAGAGACUCUUCUUCGGCGGAAAUAUAGUUGCCAAUGCCGAUAAUGGCGAUUGGACGAGAACUAUGCAAAAUAAGAAAUGCGUAAUUGCUCCAGCAUUACAUAAUUGGGUCUUCGUAGUUACGCAAAGAGAUGAGAAAGUAGCCAAGAAUUUCAUAUCUCUUGUAAUGAAAGUAGCAGCAGGAAUAUCAUUUGAUGUGAAAUUGCCGACAACAGAAAUUAUCCCCGAUGAUAGACCAGGCUCGUAUAGCGAAAAGCUGGAACAAAUUCUAAGCAAGCGGGUACCACAAAUGGUGUUUUGCGUGGUAUCGAACAAUCGCAGCGAUCGCUACUCGGCGAUCAAGAAGAAGUGCUGUGUGGACCGGCCUGUGCCAUCGCAGGUCUGCAUGUCGAGGACGAUGUCACAUAAAAAUGUCACGUCUAUCGCCACAAAAAUAGCGAUACAGAUGAACUGUAAAUUAGGCGGGGCACCGUGGUUCGUAGAAAUUCCGUUGGAAGGGAUGAUGAUGAUUGGAUUCGACGUUUGCCACGACACAGCAGUGAAGAACAAAGAUUUCGGUGCUACAGUGGCUACCCUGAAUAAACAGAUGACAAAGUACUUCAGCGCGGUAAGCGCGCACGAAACCGGCGAGGAACUGUCGAAUGAUCUCUCCGAUAACAUCUGCAAGGCCGCACAAAUGUACUACGCGCAGAACAAAUUUCUGCCGGCGUACAUUGUGAUUUAUCGCGACGGUGUCGGCGAGGGUCAGAUCGCGCAAGUGAUGGACCGUGAAGUUGGACAGAUAACGAAGAGGCUCGACGGGUUGUACGGCGGUCCGAACAAAUACAAGAUGGCUUUUAUAAUCGUGACGAAGCGGCUAAACACGCGAUUCUUUUACAACAACGAUAAUCCGGCCCCAGGCACGAUAGUUGACGACGUCAUUACAAGCCCGAUCAAGUACGAUUUCUUUAUCGUAUCGCAGAAGGUGCGACAGGGCACGGUAACGCCUACCUCGUACAAUGUCAUUUACGACACUCUCGGCUUAGACCCCGACAAGAUACAACGUAUGACGUACAAACUGACCCAUAUGUAUUACAAUUGUUCAAACACCGUUAGAGUACCGGCACCCUGCCACUAUGCUCACAAGCUGGCGUUCCUGGUGAGUAAGUUCAUUCAUCGGGCGCCGAACUCUCAACUACAAAACACGUUGUACUUUUUGUAAUCUCGCAUUUGGUAGUGUUAUACUAUUUCAUUCUUUUUUUUCAGUUUUGUACGUAUUAUCUCUUACUUUUACUUUUCUUUUAUUACAUUUAAGAUAGAUUACUUACAGGAGCGAAGUUUUAUUUUCACGAUGAUUUGAGAUCUCGAAGGGGUUGGAACUCUAAAAGAAAAAAACCAAGUGUAAUAGUACUUUUAUUACUCUUGAAAUAACGCUGCUAUGAAAUAAUACUUUAUGAUAAAAAAGUAAUUUUUUUUACAUUAACAUUAAUAUGAAACAUUAUUUAGAAAAGAAGUUAAAUAAGCACAAAACUGGAAUGUAAUUGGUAUCUAUCGACAGCUAUUUUAGCGCCCUGACUUCUCGGACAAUUUUUAAGUCUCCGCGUUGUAAUAUUGAAAUGAACUAUUAUAUAAGACUCAUUUAUUUUUCAUAUAAUAUCAUGAUUGAAUAUAAUAUUGAUAUUCAAUACGACUGCAGUAACUUGAGAUUACACAGGGUUCUAUCGCAUUAUCGAAUUAUCGAUAAUGAAUUUUCCGCGAUUUGAUGUGAUAUCAGUACUUAUUCCUAAGAGAGCCAUUCCAUGUUAUCUUUGUAUGUUGUAAUCAUUGAUUUCGGAAUCUUUUUCUUUCAUUUUUUGGACGCGAUGCUACGUUCAAGCAAAUGAAACUGAUCUAUUAUGUUAGUUACCAUAAUCCAAUAGUAGGAAUUUUAGUUUCACCUUUUGUAUACCAAAGUUACAUUUAUAAACCAUAUUUCUUUCGAUUUCAGACUUUAUAAAUGUAAAGAGAUGAUUUAUAAGAUAUACAUUUCUAUUGUUUUUUUUUUUUUUUUUUUUUUUAUGUGCAUAGUUUUAAUUGCAUUACGAGUAAGGAAUGUUUUUAACGGCACCGAUGAAAAAUAUUGUAACUGCACUUCUGAGUAUAGCUACAAUUUUGUCCACGGAAAAAAAUGAUGUAUCAACAGCAUCAGUGUUAUUGAGAUGAAAUUUAUUAAUGCAAUAUCAAUAUUGGUGAACAAAAAAUACCAGAUAAUUGUUUUAAUAAUUUAAACAUUUGGUCCAAUAAUAUCCAAUUAAGAAUUAUUUAUGCUAUUAUACUAUUUAUGCUUGUGGCAGCCCGUGACGUUGACAUUUAAUCAAGACACGGUAGUGUCUCACGCCAAGUACACGCGGAGCGAGACCGACCGUGACUCUUUUACGCGACGCGACGAUUUGCGAGUGUUGAAGCAACUUAUUUUUUUUCUGUGUUCAAAUUCAAUCAAAUUGCAGGAAUAAAGUGUCUAAAAGCAUUCAAAAGAAAGCAAACUUUUCCAUCCAUAUUUGAAUCUAUUUUUAAGACAAAAAGACAAGUUUUUUUUUUUUAAAGAAGUUGGUUGACAUUUUUUUAUCAGUGUCAACGAAUCCACUUCUAAAAUUAAUAGUUGCUUUCCAUUUACACUCAAGUGAUUUGAUACUACGUUUAUGCGAGCGUUACUUCUGCAGUAACUUAUGUGAGUAUUUUAUACUCAGGUAAGAUAAGUCAUUUUGUAUUUACCUGCUUAUUUUUGUGACAGAGCUAUCGCAUAACAAUACAGAUUCGUAGUAUCACUUUUAACGUGAAUCUAUUAGAUUCAUUAAAGCACACGGUCUCGAUUGAGGAUAAAAUCUUGCUUGCCAGCAUGCAAGAAGAACGUGCAUUGAACUGAGUUAUGACGUCACAAACGAGAAUUAUCUGAGUUUUGAAAUGAAAAGCAACUAUUCUUAAAAAAAUGAAAUAAAAUAGAAAAUGUGUUCAUUUCGAAAUCGAAUUAUUACAGCAGGAAAUAUCUUAUUUGUUUUAGUGAUUAAAUUAACUUUUCAUUCUAAUAUAAAAUUCCUCUAUUUUCGACAAUUAAUACUCCCAAAUUUUUUCGAAUUACGACAUUCUUCUAUUUUUCAAGAUU
Messenger RNA from Temnothorax curvispinosus, 4375 nucleotides. RefSeq names its product piwi-like protein Siwi. The transcript has 8 exons. The record is from RefSeq and is a predicted model, not a curated record. Lineage: Eukaryota; Metazoa; Arthropoda; Insecta; Hymenoptera; Formicidae. Gene Ontology annotation, cellular component: P granule. Gene Ontology annotation, biological process: regulatory ncRNA-mediated gene silencing. Gene Ontology annotation, molecular function: protein binding; piRNA binding. The coding region runs from base 32 to 2458 and encodes 808 amino acids.